Paramecium octaurelia is the source of this 276-nucleotide messenger RNA. The record is from the annotation of a GenBank genome assembly. Lineage: Eukaryota; Ciliophora; Oligohymenophorea; Peniculida; Parameciidae.
AUGAUUUCCCUCUUUUAAUAUUUCUUUGUACUACAAUUUUCUGAUUAUCCAAUAAUCUAAAUAAAGAAUUAAAUUCCUAAAUAUUCGCAAUAUCAUCUAGAAAGGAACAAAUCCGAAUUGAUCAUUGUAUAAAGCCAAUAAAUAAAGUCAGAUGAUUUAAUUUAUGGAGUCUAUACAGAAGAAUAAAUGCAAUUAAUAUUAAAGAAGGAGAAUUGGUAGUAAUCAAAUAAAAAAAUGAUGAAUGUAGUUACAUAAAAUCUUGCUAUUGCAGUUUGA